AUGAUGCCUGGCCGGACCCUGCGCAAAGCCGCGCCGCCUGCCGCUCCUGCAGGGCGAGAGGCGGCGGUGGAGUGCGCCCUGGAGCUGACCCGCAUCGGCGACAGGUGGGACCUGCGGCAGAGGCUCCUCAACCUGCUCGCCAAGAUCUUCUGCCCCGGAACUUGGGCUGCCCGCAGACAUGGCGAGAGGAACGGAAGAGCACCUUGGCUUUGUGGGUUCGGAAGAAGAGGCUCCACAGACAUUGGGAGAUGAAGAAACCUCAAAUCUCGCUGCGUUGUAUUUGGGUGACUGCAGCUGCUGGAGGAUGGCUAUCACAUGUUUUCUCUGAAGAAUGUUACAGCAAUUCUGGCGUAUGAAUGCCAGCUGGGGAAAAAAGAUAAUGAUGGGCUGAGCCCCUAAACUGUGCAGUGGUGACUUGGGGCGAGCUGGUGACCUGGGGAGAUUUGGGACAAGACUGAACUUGCCCUUCACCAUGGUCUGAGAACGCUUUCAGGAACCUGGUUUCGCCAGCCACCCUCUGGUCCUCAUGUCCCACAGCCGUGUUUCACCGAGGAGCUCAGCCCGCCUACAGGAUGAAGCAAAAAAAAAGUGUCAGUCUGUUGGAACCUGGGAUCACAUACCACACAGAAUAAGAAGCCAGUUGCUGACCUUUGACUGCUCCUCCUGUCUAAAGUGUGGAUCCUGCUGGACAGGGAUCUAGUGGUGUUUAUUAAAAUUUGUUAAAGACAACCACUAUCUUUAUUGGAAAAUUAUUGUUACAGGAUGUUGUUUUGCAAACUAAAAGUUGUAAUUCUAUGAAUUAAUACAGUGUU
Messenger RNA from Zonotrichia leucophrys gambelii, 812 nucleotides. RefSeq names its product phorbol-12-myristate-13-acetate-induced protein 1 (gene PMAIP1). Lineage: Eukaryota; Metazoa; Chordata; Aves; Passeriformes; Passerellidae. The record is from RefSeq and is a predicted model, not a curated record. Bases 1 to 252 code for a protein of 83 amino acids. Gene Ontology annotation, biological process: DNA damage response; apoptotic process; release of cytochrome c from mitochondria. The transcript is spliced from 2 exons.